UUGAGCCCCUGGGCCUCUUGGAUCUCGAGCUAGGACGGGCAGCCUGCUAGCGCCUCCGAUCGGUCUCUGGCCCCGACGGCUGAAGGCUGAAGGAUCCGGUGCUGUCUUUGUCCCGAGUAGGCUGUGUGCCUGCUCGGGGCGGAGGGAGGCCCCCCCUCAUCCUCCUCCCCCCCGGGAAGCAAACUUUCCGACUGGAGGUGAUGGAGAAGAGGGGACAGUCUGAGCUCUAAAGCCGCGGUCAGGGCCCACGGGGGGAGGGGCGGCGCUGAGGGCCAGAAGGGUGUGGAGGGAGCGGGAGUCCGAUUUAGGGCUGGCCGUCCCUCCUCCACCCUCCCUUUUUCUUCCUUCCAAUAAGACCCAAAAGGGUUAAAUUCUCUGGAGACGCUCCCCCUCCUCCUUUAGAGUAUCCAUAACAAAGCGCAGGAAAUAGGCAGGUUCCGCGGCAUCCGACUCUCCUGUUCUCCUCCUCCUCCUCUCCGGCCCCUCCUCCAUUACUCUUCCCUCGGGAUAAGCGUAUUUGAAUCUAGCAGAGUUGGGGUGGCUUUGUAUUUCACACUUCCUUUACCCCCUACCCUCCCUAUUCUUCCUUCUCCAGGCCCUCAAAACCCCAUCAUCCUAAGUUGUCCUGUUUUUUCAGCCCCCCCAGAUCUCUCCCUUCUAACCCCCUGGUAGCCAACACUAUGGGGACGUUGGUCUGGGGCUCUCCUGCCCAGAGCCAGCCACCGAGUCAGAGGGAUGCUGGGAAUGAUGUCUGCAGCUAAAGGGACAACAAAUCCCCACACUCGAACGUUCAGGAACGCUUGCAUCCGGGUCACAAGCUUUGAUUAAACGCCUUCUAUGUGCCAGGCUCUGGGCCGAGCGUCGGGGUUUCAAAGAAAGGCACAAACAACCCCAGGGUUCCAGAAGCUCGCAAUCUGCCGGGGGAAAUAAAUGUACCAUCCAACUACUUCUAAGCAGAUUAGCUAGGGGGACUUCAAACUAGAUAGUAAAGCCGAAAAAUCAAAACAGGUGGGACACAGAGUCCAGAACCUGAGCAGGGAAGCGGGAGGAAGGGAGGGAGAUGACAGGGCCCCCUGUCCGGGAAGCCCUCGAGGAAGGCAGCCGAGACCAGGCGGCAGCCAUGGGCGGCCUCUUCCUGGGGCGCCGGGGUCCCCUCGAUCCCAGCAUGGGGAAGAACCCGGGCCGGGUCCGGGGCGGAGGACGAGGGCGAGCGAGCCGGGGAGCCGGGGAGCGGGGAGCCGGCCGGAGAGCGCCGCCUGAUUGACAGCCCGAAAUCUGAUCUGGUGAAAGAGCCCAAGAGCCAAUGGGAGGCGGGGAUCCAUCAGUUUGGCUCGGAGGCCCCUGGAGGAGAAGUGGAGGAAGGACCGCCGAAGCCAGCUCUGGCAGAGGCGCUCUCGGCUUCCGAGGGGGAGGUGCCGGGCAAGGAUUCAUGUUUGGAUUAAAUUGGGAGGGGAGUGUUGGCAGCCCAGCGCCUGGCACAGCCUUCAGGUCGAGAGCCGCGCGGAUCGCGAGGAAACCUCCUCCCCGAUGCUCGGAAGGUAGAGCGCUAAGGAGCUCCGCGUAGCCCGAGCAGCCCCGGCCCGGCCCGGCCCUGCCCCAGCCGCCGCCUGAGGAUGGACGGCUUCUAUGACCAGCAAGUGCCUUACUUGGUCAGCAACAGUCAGCGUGGGAGAAGCUGUAAUGAGAAACCAGCAAAUGUCAGGAAAAGAAAAUUCAUUAACAGAGACCUGGCUCAUGACUCAGAAGAACUCUUUCAAGAUCUGAGCCAAUUACAGGAAACAUGGCUUGCAGAAGCUCAGGUACCUGACAAUGAUGAGCAGUUUGUCCCAGACUAUCAGGCUGAAAGUUUGGCUUUUCAUGGCCUCCCCUUGAAAAUCAAGAAAGAGCCCCACAGCCCGUGCUCGGAGCUGGGCUCGGCCUGCAGUCAAGAGCAGCCCUUUAAGUUCAGCUAUGGAGAAAAGUGCCUCUACAAUGUCAGUGCCUAUGAUCAGAAGCCACAAGUGGGAAUGAGGCCCUCCAACCCCCCAACGCCGUCCAGCACUCCCGUGUCUCCCCUGCAUCAUGCCUCCCCGAACGCAGCUCACACCCCGAAGCCCGACCGGGCCUUCCCCGCUCACCUCCCGCCAUCCCAGCCCAUCCAGGACAACAGCUACCCAAUGGACCACAGAUUUCGACGCCAGCUUUCUGAGCCUUGUAAUUCCUUUCCACCUUUGCCUACGAUGCCGAGGGAAGGACGUCCAAUGUACCAACGCCAGAUGUCUGAGCCAAACAUCCCCUUCCCGCCCCAAGGUUUCAAGCAGGAGUAUCACGAUCCGGUUUAUGAACACACCACCCUGGUGGGCAGCGCGGGCAACCCCAGCUUCCCCCCACCUCUGAUGAUUAAACAGGAGCCUCGAGACUUUGCCUACGACUCAGAAGUGCCUAGCUGCCACUCCAUUUACAUGCGGCAAGAGGGCUUCCUGGUGCACCCCAACAGAACAGAGGGUUGCAUGUUUGAAAAGGGCCCCAGGCAGUUUUACGACGACACCUGCGUGGUCCCCGAGAAGUUCGACGGAGACAUCAAGCAAGAGCCGGGGAUGUACCGUGAGGGCCCCACCUACCAGCGGCGGGGCUCCCUGCAGCUGUGGCAGUUCCUGGUGGCCCUCCUCGACGACCCCUCCAACUCCCAUUUCAUCGCUUGGACCGGCCGCGGCAUGGAGUUUAAGCUGAUUGAGCCCGAAGAGGUGGCCCGGCGCUGGGGCAUUCAGAAAAACAGGCCGGCCAUGAACUACGACAAGCUGAGCCGCUCCCUGCGCUAUUACUACGAGAAGGGGAUCAUGCAAAAGGUGGCCGGAGAGAGAUACGUCUACAAGUUUGUUUGCGAUCCCGAGGCGCUUUUCUCCAUGGCCUUCCCGGACAACCAGCGCCCGCUGCUGAAGACCGACAUGGAGCGCCACAUCAACGAGGAAGACACCGUCCCCCUGUCCCACUUCGACGAGAGCAUGGCCUACAUGCAGGAAGGCGGCUGCUGUGACCCCCACCCCUACAACGAAGGCUAUGUGUACUAGCUACAGGACAGCGGGGCUGCCGGACGGGUCCCUCGGGCCUCUGCCUCUUUUGCCAAACUUGGAGAAGAAAAGAGGAAAAUACAUCAUUCUGUUGCUUUUUUAAAGAAUAGCCACACACGUACACACACAUCCACACACGCACACACACAGACACACACACAGACACACAUACUCACACACACUCA
This is a messenger RNA of Antechinus flavipes (yellow-footed antechinus), 3232 nucleotides long. RefSeq names its product ETS variant transcription factor 1 (gene ETV1). Gene Ontology annotation, biological process: regulation of transcription by RNA polymerase II; cell differentiation. The transcript is spliced from 13 exons. Lineage: Eukaryota; Metazoa; Chordata; Mammalia; Dasyuromorphia; Dasyuridae. Bases 1614 to 3047 code for a protein of 477 amino acids. Gene Ontology annotation, molecular function: DNA-binding transcription factor activity, RNA polymerase II-specific; sequence-specific DNA binding. The record is from RefSeq and is a predicted model, not a curated record. Gene Ontology annotation, cellular component: nucleus.